This is a messenger RNA of Lotus japonicus, 1025 nucleotides long. RefSeq lists its product as uncharacterized. Bases 61 to 831 code for a protein of 256 amino acids. NCBI's taxonomy places the organism in Eukaryota, Viridiplantae, Streptophyta, Magnoliopsida, Fabales, Fabaceae. The transcript is spliced from 5 exons. The record is from RefSeq and is a predicted model, not a curated record.
UUCAAAGAAAGAAACAACAUAACCGACACAGAGUAAUCUGGUUGGAACAAGAACAACAUCAUGAGUUUUCUCGCGGGAAGAUUAGCAGGCAAAGAAGCUGCUUAUUUUUUCCAGGAAUCCAAACAAGCUGUCGGGAAAUUAUCCCAAAAGAAUCCUCAUCCCAAUCCCACCACCACCGCCGCCACCACCGUCGCCACCACCGUCGCCGAUGCGGAGGCUGCCGCCGAUGUGCUUCCUGAGGUUCUGAGGCACUCCCUUCCUUCCAAAGUGCUCAGAAACGACACCGCAACCUCUUCAUCUUUCUUAGCUUCCAAAUGGGUCCUUCCUUCUGACCCCAAAAUCCAAUCUUCCCUCUCCCCUGAUGCUAUCAACCCUCUCCGUUCUUACCUUUCACUUCCCCAGGUCACGUUUGGCCCCAAAAGGUGGGAACUGCCUCAAGCAACAGGUACAGUUUCAGCUUCAACAGCUAAUGACUUGCGUCAAGAUAGGUAUAGUGUUCAGGCUAACCCGGAGAAGUUAAAAGCUGCAGCUGAAGGGCUUGCUCAUGUUGGAAAGGCAUUUGCUGCUGCAACUGCAAUUAUAUUUGGUAGUGCUGCACUGGUAUUUGGUUUGGCGGCCUCUAAGUUAGAGUUGCAUAAUAUCAGUGACCUGAAAACUAAGGGGAAAGACUUUGUUGAGCCACAGCUUGGAAAUAUCGAAAAGCAAUUUAUUCCCUUGAAAAUAUGGGCUGAGAAUAUGUCAAGAAAAUGGCAUUUGGAAAGGGACGAUGUUAAGCAGAAGACAGUAGUAAAGGAGCUAUCUAAAAUUUGGGGUCCUAAAACAUCAGAUUGAUAUUUAAACUUUUGUUUGUUUUCCUUUUCAAUUUGCUUCAAAAAUAGUGACUUAGGCGAUUGGUAAAUAAUUUGGAUGAAGUGUGUCCCUGGCUGUUAUAGUGGUUGUAGAUGUGAAAGCUUGCUGGAGAGUAAAAGUAGUGCAAUCAAUAAUUAAGUUGAUAGUAAAUGGAACAAUAUUGUUGUUUUGGUUAA